Molecule: messenger RNA, 750 nt
Organism: Alternaria alternata
Lineage: Eukaryota; Fungi; Ascomycota; Dothideomycetes; Pleosporales; Pleosporaceae
Exons: 1
Coding region: 82-528 (148 amino acids)
Source: RefSeq, a predicted model, not a curated record
GGAGUGCCACACAGCUCCAUGUGACAUGACUUUGGAAUAUGCACGAGUAGCUAAAACUGAAGUGUGUCCGGCAUCAUUCUGAUGCUACGGUUCGCACGCAUUUCAAAGCUCGCGAUACGGCAUAUCGCUAGCUGUAAUGCCGUCCGACAAGGUGAGACUCUACGAUUGGCUCACCUACAUAUGUCAUGCUUCAGCCCCGUACCAGCCCAUCAUCCCGUCCUGCUGUCUAUGGCAUUUCCAAUACAUGCUGCAUCUCAUCCCCUCGUUUCCACUUCCCUCAACUCCUCCGCAUACAGCUAUGCCUUCCACGCUUCCUGUCUUCGUAGUGCCUUGCUCUUAUUCCUUUCAUCAAACUUAUUCCCUUGUGCCGCUGUGUUCCCCAUCUUCGCCCUUUUCUGCCAAGCACUCGACCUUCCCUUUAUUUUCCUAUUAGCCAGACCGGUCGCCAAUGGCGCCGUGUAUCCUACGCCUGCUUUCUUCUCGCAGCACAUCGUCACACCCUAUACCCAUUCCUACCCUUCUGAAUAAAGUCUUCCAUAUGCCUCCCCCCUCUCCAAACAUUCUGAACGCAAGGUAGUAGCUUUCCCUCAUCUGUUGUCCUUCAUUCUGCACGCUGCUGCCCCUCAUAGUCAUGUCCUGGUCUCUUCUUUCCCUGUCCAUCCCGAAAAGUGUUCAGGCACACGCCCUACCUCCCUUCACAAGCUUCAGUAUCAGAAGUCUUUGUUGCCUCAUUGCCACACCUUCCUACUC